AGAGUUAUCCUCUCUCCUUGCACUUCCAUAUAUGGUGUAACGAAUCCUACAAUUCCAGUUAAUGCCAGUCACAAUUUGUGAGAUGGAUUUCUGACAGCAUCAUCAUACAUUGGCAAGCCAAGGAACAGAAAAUCAAGAGAAAUAUUCAAAAAUUUUGACAUAAAGUGUUCAAUAGUUGUCUGAAGUUUUCAAAACUGAACUGAAAAUAUAUAAAGUCCGAGAAUGGAUGUAGUAAAUGUGUGAAGUAUAAAAUUUUAUUGCUGCGAGCGAAGCGAGUAUCCUUCUAUUCGGAACACAGUGUCGAUUCAAAGAUGUCCCUAACAGAACACACGGUACAUACGAUUAGCGGUUCAAGUCCAUACCGUGUCGAGAGUCGAUUCAAAGAUGUCCCUAAAAGAACACUGCAUACAUACGGUCAGCGGUUGUACUAGUUUGGCUUGUGUUUGAAUUGCGGUUUUUUUUUUGUACUUUUUAGAUGUCAGGCCUCUGUAUUAUAUGCUUGUAUAAAGCGGUACCUCAUCCCAGCCAAGGUGUUUUCCUUGUACGGUUGAGCUGAACUAACAUUAGCUCCUCUUUUGACAUUUCCUGUGAAAAUAUUGACUCCAAACAUAUUUAUUGACAAAAGAAGUGCCKUGCUUUUCGCAUGUAGAUUUUGCUACUUGAUACUUAACGGUGCUUUUUGAGUACAAAGCGUGUUUUUUGGUCUAGUCCAGUUUCCAGUAAUGAAGAUGAAGUUUAUCAUUGCAGUGAUGUUUUGGGCUGCACUGAGUUCUUGUGAAGCACGAACGUUUCUUGAACAAUAUAUAGAAGGAGAAGAUGAGUACACAGCGAAUGGUUUCGACUGUCAAGGAAAAGACGAUGGUUUGUACCAAGAUCCUGAUGACUGUGCUGGGUUUAUCCAGUGUGCUCACGGGCGCACGUUUCACAUGAAGUGCGGUGCUGGGACAAAGUUUAACGCAAUCCUUAAAGUUUGCGACUGGCCUCAGAACGUCAUUUGUCCAGAUUUUUGCUCCAAUCGUCCAGAUGGACUAUAUCCUGACCCUGAAACUUGCAAAGGUUUUAUUCACUGUCAUAACAAUCGAACAGCACGUAAAAAAUGCCCGGAUGGUUUAUUAUUUAACCCUAAAUUAAAAGUCUGUGAUUGGCCAACCAAUGUUGAUUGCCCAAYUGGUCCAGGAAGUGGAGAAAUGGAACUAAUCUGAAUCAAAAUUCUUGGUUAUAAUUAAUGCUGUUAUAGUGAAAUUUAGGGCAACUUAAUAGUAAUAAAAGUUCAAUAUACUGUAA
Messenger RNA from Exaiptasia diaphana, 1284 nucleotides. RefSeq names its product chitin-binding domain protein cbd-1. Gene Ontology annotation, molecular function: chitin binding. The transcript has 5 exons. The record is from RefSeq and is a predicted model, not a curated record. NCBI's taxonomy places the organism in Eukaryota, Metazoa, Cnidaria, Anthozoa, Actiniaria, Aiptasiidae. Bases 723 to 1202 code for a protein of 159 amino acids. Gene Ontology annotation, cellular component: extracellular region.